Erigeron canadensis is the source of this 1041-nucleotide messenger RNA. RefSeq lists its product as uncharacterized. The coding region runs from base 1 to 1041 and encodes 346 amino acids. Lineage: Eukaryota; Viridiplantae; Streptophyta; Magnoliopsida; Asterales; Asteraceae. The record is from RefSeq and is a predicted model, not a curated record. The transcript has 2 exons. Gene Ontology annotation, molecular function: zinc ion binding; nucleic acid binding.
AUGGAUUCAUCUCAAGGUGAAGAUAGAUCAAAUCGUGAUAAAGACAAGAGUAUAGUCAAUGAAGUGAUAGUUGAACGGGAAGAUAUAACCUGUGACUUUAUAAGUGAACAAAUAGGGAAGGCUUUGGAGAAUUUUUCUCCAUUUAUUAUCAAGAAAUUAAAUAAAACACUAGAAGGAGCAAUGAAUGAUUACAUUGCUCAUAAAAUAAAAGAAGAAGUGGCUUCAUCGGUGCAAGAAGAAUUUGAUAAACGUUUUCCUAAAGAUCAAGCACCAGAAAUUCAAACUCAUGAAGUUCAAGUGAAACCAACAAUGGAAAAGCCUUAUGACCUAAAGAAUUUCACCAUUGCUAAACCACCCAAGUACAAUGGGGACCCGGACCCUAUUGUAAGUACUAGAUGGGUGAAUGAAAUUGAGGGAGCGUUCCGUAUUACAAAGACUCCCCCGGAAGAUAAAACUCUUUAUGGGUCAAGUAUGUUGGUGGAUAGAGCUAAGUUGUGGUGGGAUAGUGAAAUGGUGAAGAAAGGAGAAGAUGCUAUGAUAAAGAUGGAUUGGGCCGAUUUCAAAGUGGCUUUUUUUAAGGAGUUUAGAUCCGAGGCCGAUGUGACUCGACUUAGAAGCGAGUUUAUGAAUGACUCCCAAGGAAGUAUGAAUGUAAAUGAAUUCCGGGUGCGGUUUCUUGAUAAAGCCCAAUUUUGUCCGAUGGAUGUGGCGAGAUGGCAUGAAGUUGAACAAGGUAUGCCAGAUGAAGACUCUUUGAAGAGGAAGGUGGAACAAAGUGAUUCUCCGAAUAAAAAGUUCCGACCAAGUGGAAGCUCAGGGAGUAGCUCUUCUAGGAGAAAUGUUCCUACUUGUACAAAUUGUGGAAAACAUCAUUCUGGAUUUUGCCGUUUACCUCCUAAAAAGGGGUUCUUUAAUUGUGGCCAACCGGGUCACAUUAGCCGAGAUUGUAAAGUUGCUCCAAGGAAGCCUACUGUGUGCUUUAAUUGUUUCAACGAAGGGCACAUGAAAAGUGCUUGCCCAUUGUUGUCGGAGGAGGAAUGA